This is a messenger RNA of Salvelinus namaycush (lake trout), 2604 nucleotides long. RefSeq names its product ankyrin repeat and BTB/POZ domain-containing protein BTBD11-A-like. The record is from RefSeq and is a predicted model, not a curated record. The coding region runs from base 1 to 2604 and encodes 867 amino acids. The transcript is spliced from 14 exons. Gene Ontology annotation, molecular function: protein heterodimerization activity. Lineage: Eukaryota; Metazoa; Chordata; Actinopteri; Salmoniformes; Salmonidae.
AUGACAGGCAAGAGUAAGACGACUGUGAGGACGCUGGAGGAUUUAACGCUCGAUUCCGGUUAUGGUGGAGCCGCUGACUCCUUCAGGUCUUCCAGUGUUUCGCUGUGUUGCUCGUACACGAAUCUGUCAUAUGCGCAUGGGGGAAACUGCUGGCAUCUGACCGAAUCUAUGCACAGCCGACACAACAGCUUGGACACGGUCAACACCGUCCUGGCGGAGGACACGGAUAUAUUGGAGUUCUCCAGCCAAUGCGCCAAGCUUCCCGAGCUUGAGGACGUGCCAUGGAGCCUCAGCGAGGUGGAGUGCGCACUCAGGAAGAAAGAGGAGCUAUGUGUGGGGAGCCCGUCACAAGAGGUCCUGGCCAAGCUCUCAGCACUGGUCAGUCGGGCGUUGGUGAGGGUCGCCCGGGAGGCUCAGCGCCUCAGUCUGCGCUAUGCCAAGUGCACCAAGCACGAGAUCCAAAGCGCCAUCAAGAUGGUUCUCUCCUGGACCAUCUCUGUCAACUGCAUCACCGCAGCACUCGGUGCACUUUCACUCUAUAAUAUGAGCACUAGGGAUAAACUCUACCGGGGCAAGUCAGCACGGUGCGGGCUCGUCUUUUCUGUAGGACAUUUUUUCAAGUGGAUGGUUGAGAAUCGAGUGGCACUCCGGGUCCAUGAACACGCAGCUAUAUACUUCACUGCCUGUGUGGAAAGCCUGUUCCUUGAGGUAUUCAGCCGAGUCCAGCGGAUCGCGCUCAUCGAGAAUGACAACGGCACCUCCACAUUUAUGCUCGAGUCCCUAGAGCAGGCCAUCAACAAUGACUCAGAGAUCUGGGGUCUGCUGCAGCCCAACCAGCACCUCAUAUGUGGGCAUAAUGCAAGUGGUGUGCUGAGCUUGCCGGAAAAUCUGACCCUGCACCGGGACCAGCAGCGCUCUGGGAAGGGUGACAAGGGCAAUGCCAACAAUCAGGCCGAACUCUGCAACCUGGAACAGACCCUACUGGCUACCCGUGUGGGAAGCAUCGCAGAGCUCAGUGAUUUGGUGUCACGGGCCAUGCACUAUCUCCAGCCAUUGCGGAUUAAGAACCCUAGUAACGGCACGCCAGUCCACCAGAAGAGCGGCUCGGUGAACUGGGAGCCUGAGGCACUCUACACUCUCUGCUACUUCAUGCAAUGUCCCCAGAUAGAGUGGGAGAACCCCAACUUGGAGCCCUCCAAAGUCACCCUGCAGAUCGAGAGGCCCUUCCUUUUACUGCCCCCGCUGAUGGAGUGGAUUCGGGUGGCGGUGGCACACACAGAACACAGGCGCAGCUUCUAUGUGGACAGCGACGACGUGAGACAAGCUGCCAGGUUGCUCCUGCCAGGGGUGGACUGUGAGCCACGACAGCUAAAGGCAGACGAUUGCAUCUGUGCUACCCGGAAUCUGGAUGUGGCGUCCACAGAGGCUAAGUUUCUGCAGGACCUGGGUUUCCGCAUGCUCAACUGUGGCCGGACAGACCUCGUGAAACAGGCGGCCAACCUACUGGGGCCUGAUGGUAUCAACAGCAUGAGCGAGCAGGGGAUGACACCACUCAUGUAUGCCUGUGUGCGGGGAGACGAGGCCAUGGUUAAGAUGCUGCUGGACACUGGGGCCGACAUCAACAGUGAGUUGCUCCUGGAUAGCCGAAACAGCAUGGAGGGGGCCCUGCAAGAUGGAGCAGAUAACUACACUGAUACCCCACUUCAGCUGGCCUCAGCUGCAGGUGUCCCCUGGACCCUGCACACUUGGCUGGAGUCUCUGCGCACCUGUUUCCUGGAACACCGGCGCCCACUGAUCCAGGGUCUGCUCAAGGACUUCAGCUGCAUCCAGGAGGAGGAGUACACUGAGGAGAUCAUCACCCAUGGCCUGCCACUUAUGUUCCAGAUCCUCCAUGCCAGCAAGAAUGAGGUGAUCAGCCAGCUGUCUGUGAUUUUCUCCCAGUGUUAUGGGCCCUUCCCUGUCCCCAAACUCACUGAGAUCAGAAGGAAGCAGACCUCGCGACUUGACCCCCACUUCCUCAACAACAAGGAGAUGUCUGAUGUAACGUUCCUGGUGGAAGGAAAACCGUUGUAUGCACAUAAAGUCCUGUUAUUUACUGCUUCAGCCAGGUUUAAAUCCCUGCUCCAAAACAGACCAGCAGCAGAGAACACCUACAUUGAGAUCAGUCAUGUCAAGUACAACAUAUUCCAGCUGGUCAUGCAGUACCUGUAUUGUGGAGGCACUGAGUCCUUGCACAUCAUGAAUACUGAAAUUAUGGAGCUCCUGUCUGCAGCAAAAUUCUUUCAACUAGAGGCCCUUCAGCGACACUGUGAGAUCAUCUGCUCCAAGAACAUUGCCGUGGAAACCUGUGUGGACAUCUACAAACACGCUAAGUUCCUCUGUGCCAAUGAGCUGGCGGCCUUCAUCGAAGGCUUCUUCCUGAAAAACAUGGUGCUGCUGAUUGAGGUGGAGGCUUUCAAACAACUACUGUACGAGAUGCCUGUUACAGUGAGCCCCGGACCCUGCCUGAGCCCCAUCUCCGAUGUCCUCCAUGACCUUGAGAAAACUCUAGCCACCCGCAUCCAGUCAAUUCACCUCUCCUCCUCCAAGGGCUCCAUCGUGUGA